Messenger RNA from Setaria italica (foxtail millet), 755 nucleotides. RefSeq lists its product as uncharacterized. Lineage: Eukaryota; Viridiplantae; Streptophyta; Magnoliopsida; Poales; Poaceae. The coding region runs from base 286 to 513 and encodes 75 amino acids. The record is from RefSeq and is a predicted model, not a curated record. The transcript has a single exon.
UGCCGCUGGCGGCCCGGCAAGAAUCGCUGCGCUUCAUUUAUUCUCGUUCUCUUGUUGUUGGUCCAUUCAUCCUCAUCUCAGCAACGUCUGCAGGUCUGCUGCAGCCUUGUUAUUCAUUGCUUUGUUUUCUGCUGACUGACUGGUGUCUGAGCCUGAGUCGUCUCUCUCGAUCCACCAUCUCCAAAUAAAGGAAGCCGCUGUAGGGAUCCGAGACGCUCAGGGCAGGCUCAUUAUCUCUAGCUCCUCCCACCCCCAACUUGAUAACCGGAAGAGAAGAAGAUCGCCAUGGCCCCUUCGUACCGGCCCUACGGCGGCGGCGAGGAGCAUGGUGAUGCGCAGCGGAAGAAGAAGGGCGGCGGGCGGUGGCUGUGGGGCGGCGACCCUGCGGAGAUGAAGCGGCGGAGGCGGGUGGCCGGGUACAAGGCGUACCGGGUGGAGGGCAAGGUGAAGGCGUCCAUCCGCAGGGGGCUCAGCUGGAUGAAGGCCAAGUGCGCGCACAUCAUCCACAGCUAGUAGCCGAUGAUCCUUUGUGUUUGUUCAACAAUCGGUUCUUGCAUUGUUUCCUUUGUCUGCCGGUACAUGCCAGGGAUAGAUAUCAUCCUUUGCAUAUCUGUAUUGGAUUUUAUGGUUUGCUUGCGGCUGCAGAGAUCGACAUGCACGCAAUGGUUUGUGGCUGCCUAUGCCUUGUUGAACCAACUGUGAGUAGAGAAUUACUAAUGAUCAGCAUUCAGCAAGGAAAUGCAUGCUUGGUGCAA